AUCAAUCCGAACAGAUCAUAACAUAUGCUCUCCCUAUACACCGCCCACUUGUUUUCCUUCAAAAGCAGCCCUUGGAUAGCAUUUUGUCGCCUUCUUCACACUUGACUUCCUCUCAAGAUUACUCUCAAUCAACCAAUUGUCUAUCAAUAUCUUAUCACAAAAUGCUAUCUCUUGUCCAACGCGUGGCCUUAUUAGCAGCUUUAUCUUUUAUGACUCUCGGACAAGUGUAUGCUCAUGCCUGUGGUCCCCAAGGCACGAUAAAAAUUCAGAAGAAAGAUUGUUUUAGCGCCAUGAAUCGCUUGCCGGGCACCAAUGGUCAGAUCUCCUCGAAAUCCAAUCCGCUGACAGCUAUUUACCGUACUUGCAAGCUCGUAUUGAGUACCGAAGAUCCAAAACAAGUGAUCCGCGCCACUAAGGCGGCUAUUAAGGACGGCAUCAAUAGUGAUAUUGACUCAUGCCACGGCUACACUAGCGUUAACCUCCAGGAUGAUAAGUACCCUGACCUCGCUGUCAGGAUGUAUGUAGGGGCGUACAACAGCGAUCCUAGCGAUGAGACAUAUACAGGAUGAAUUCCACACUUUCCAAGCUACAUUCGCACCCCCAUGCAUUUCGGCAUUAACCUUAGAUGAAAGUCUGCCCUUGAUUAUUUUGGCUACUGCACUUUUUGUUUGUCGAUAAAUUUUAGCGGAUGCGUACGGCCUUUGUCUGUCUACAUAGUAACUUGUUCAUGUGUUCUGCCUGCAUUUAUUUUGUAACGUCUUCAAACCCCGCGUACGCUUGUAAAUUUUUUAAGUUUCUAAUGUCAGCAUUCUACGGACAGCUCCGGUAC
Melampsora larici-populina 98AG31 is the source of this 829-nucleotide messenger RNA. RefSeq lists its product as uncharacterized. The record is from RefSeq and is a predicted model, not a curated record. Bases 162 to 569 code for a protein of 135 amino acids. The transcript has 5 exons. Lineage: Eukaryota; Fungi; Basidiomycota; Pucciniomycetes; Pucciniales; Melampsoraceae.